GCUUCCCUCCCUCUACAAAAAAAAUCUUUAUUUCUUCCUUUGUUUUAAAGUGACCGGAAAAAGGACAUGCCAACAACAUUUUCCGGUGACUGUCUCGACGGAACCUUGGAAUGUCGGCAGUUAAUGAACCACUAUUGGACGGCACCGCCGUGCCUUCUUGUUCUGAUCCUACAAUAUCGCUACAUCAAUCUUAUUCCUUCAGAAACUUUCCUCAACUCUGCUGGAUUUUUGAUGAGCUGCCGACGGCGACGGUUGUUUCCGUUUCGAAACCGGAGACCGGAGAUAUUAGUCCGAUAGUGUUCUCUUAUACCAUUGAAAUACAAUAUAAGCAGUUUAAAUGGCACUUAGUGAAGAAGACUUCUCAGGUUUUGUUCUUACAUUUUGCUUUGAAGAAACGGGCAAUUAUUGAGGAAUUUCAUGAGAAACAAGAGCAGGUUAAGGAAUGGCUACACAGCUUAGGAAUAAUAGAUCAUCAAGUUGCAGUCGUACAGGAUGCGGAUGAACCUGAUGAUGGUGCUCUUCCGUUGAAUCAAGAAGACAGUGUAAGAAAGAGAAAUAUUCCAUCAACUGCUGCCUUACCAAUUCUCCGUCCUGCUCUAGGAGGUCAGCAGGCAAUUUCGGACAGAUCAAAAGUAGCAAUGCAGAAUUAUCUGAAUCAUUUUUUAGGGAACAUAGAGAUUGUAAAUUCUCGAGAGGUCUGCAAAUUUUUGGAGGUUUCUAAGCUGUCAUUUUCACUUGAAUAUGGUCCAAAGCUAAAAGAAGGCUUUGUGAUGGUGAAUCAUCUAUCUAACAUUUCCGCGAGUGAUGAUAAUGUAGGAUGCUGUCCAUGUCAAUUGUUCAACUAUUGUGAUAACAACUGGAAAAGGGUGUGGGCUGUUUUAAAACCUGGGUUCUUGGCCUUCCUGGAAGAUCCUUUCGACACCAAACUAUUAGAUAUUAUUGUUUUUGAUAUUCUACCAACCUCAGAUAGGAAUAAUAAAUGUCAAGUAUUUUUAGCAAACCAGAUAAAGAAUAGUAAUCCUUUACGUUAUUCAUUUAAGGUUUCUUCUGGAAGUCAGAGCAUAAAAAUAAGAACCACUAGUAGUGGUAAAGUUAAUGAGUGGGUAUCUGCAAUCAAUGAUUCAGUUUUAAGGCCUAUUGAAGGAUGGUGUCAUCCUCACCGGUAUGGUUCAUAUGCUCCUCCAAGGGGUUUAACGGAAGACGGGAGUCAAGCACAAUGGUUUGUAGAUGGACAAGCAGCUUUUGAAGCAAUUGCAACAGCAAUCGAGAAUGCAAAGUCAGAGAUAUUUAUUACUGGCUGGUGGCUUUGCCCUGAGCUUUAUUUAAGACGCCCUUUUGAUAGUCAUUCUUCCUCUCGGCUUGAUUCUUUGCUAGAAGUUAAAGCUAAGCAAGGUGUUCAGAUUUAUAUUCUUCUCUACAAAGAGGUUGCUAUUGCUUUGAAAAUUAACAGUAUGUAUAGCAAGAAAAUGCUCCUCAACAUUCAUGAGAAUGUGAGGGUAUUGCGCUAUCCAAAUCAUUUCUCAGCUGGCAUCUACUUAUGGUCGCACCAUGAAAAACUUGUAAUUGUUGACUAUCAGAUUUGCUUUAUGGGAGGAUUGGAUUUAUGCUUUGGUCGCUAUGACACUAAAGAACAUAGAGUUGGUGACUGUCCUCCUCAUAUAUGGCCUGGAAAGGACUAUUAUAAUCCAAGAGAAUCUGAACCAAAUUCUUGGGAGGAUACCAUGAAAGAUGAGCUUCAUCGAGGAAAAUAUCCACGUAUGCCAUGGCAUGAUGUCCAUUGCGCUCUUUGGGGACCAGCUUGCCGUGAUGUUGCUAGGCACUUCAUUCAACGCUGGAACCAUGCUAAGAGAAGCAAAGCUCCCAAUGAGCAAACAAUUCCAUUAUUAAUGCCUCAGCAACACAUGGUCCUUCCUCAUUACAUGGGAAUAAGUAGAGAGAUAGACAUUGAAAACAAGACUGCAGGAAAGAAACUGAAAGACAUGGCUAGAGAGGAUUCCUUCUCGCUAUUUCCAUUGCAAGAUGUACCACUAUUAUUGCCUCAGGAAGCUGAUGCACCAGUUCCUUCUUGUGAAAAUAAGAAUUUUAAUUGUCUGGAUCAACAAACUGGAUACUGUGAAAAUUUCUCAUUCUCCCUCCAUAAAUCCAAAGUAGAAAAUCCAGUUCCAGGUACAGUGCCGAAAGGAUUUGCUGUUGAAGUUAAUUCUUUGAAUAUUCAAAGAAACUCUCAGAAAUCAGAAGUAUGUUCAGUAACAUCAGAAGAAGACGAUCAUAAUAUUUCUUCUUGUGGACAAGUUGGGCCGCGCACUGCAUGUAGAUGUCAGGUUAUUAGAAGUGUUGGUCAAUGGUCUGCUGGAGCCAGCCAAACUGAAGAAAGCAUCCAUAACGCCUAUUGUUCUCUUAUUGAGAAAGCAGAGCAUUUUAUCUACAUAGAGAACCAGUUUUUCAUAUCGGGUCUUUCUGGAGAUGAGAUUAUACAGAACCGUGUUCUGGAUGCAUUAUACAAGCGUAUUUUACUCGCACACAAAGAGCAGAAGUGUUUUCGUGUCAUCAUUGUUAUACCACUCUUGCCAGGCUUUCAGGGAGGUAUAGAUGAUGGUGGGGCAGCAACAGUUAGAGCCAUAAUGCAUUGGCAGUAUCGGACGAUUUCCAGAGAAAAGACUUCGAUAUUGUAUAACCUCCAUGCAUUGCUCGGUCCUAAAAUACAGAAUUACAUCUCAUUUUAUGGUCUGAGGACAUAUGGUAGACUUUACGAGGAUGGUCCAAUCGCCACCAGUCAGGUAUAUGUACAUAGCAAAGUUAUGAUAGUAGAUGAUUGUGUUGCCGUGAUUGGAUCGUCUAAUAUCAAUGACAGAAGUUUGCUUGGAUCAAGAGACUCAGAGAUUGGGGUGGUCAUCGAAGAUAAGGAGUUUGUCGACUCAACCAUGAACGGAGAGCCCUGGAAAGCUGGAAAGUUUACAUAUAGCCUGCGGUGCUCACUGUGGUCAGAGCAUCUUGGUCUUAAUGCAGGAGAGAUCCACAAAAUCAGUGAUCCUGUAGCAGAGACAACUUACCAAGAUUUAUGGUUAGCAAUUGCAAAGGAAAAUACAGAAAUCUAUCAAGAUGUUUUUGGUUGUCUUCCAAAUGAAGAAAUUCAUUCAAGAGCUGGUGUGAGACAAAGCGUGAACUAUUGGAAGGAGAAGGUCGGUCACACCACCAUCGACAUAGGAAUAGCUCCGGAGAAGGUCGAAUAUGAAGAGAAUGGAGAAAAGAAGGAGAUAGAAACAAUGAAAAAGCUAAAAGAGAUAAAGGGGUUUCUGGUUUCAUUUCCGUUGGAGUUCAUGCGUCAAGAAGAUUUAAGACCAGUGUUCAAUGAGAGUGAGUUCUAUGCAUCUCCUCACGUCUUCCAUUAAUAACUUCAGCCUCAAGAAAAAAACUGAAAUUAACAGAAAUGUUCAGUUUUAGCUUUUCACCUAUUUGAUGGCCGCAUUGGCUUUGAUGAAUUCCUUUUAUAAAUAAAUAAUAGUUCCACUUGAAUAAGUAUAGUAAAUAUUGUUUGUAUACAUAAAUUUUCUUUUGCCUUUAUUCAAGAUAGUUGAAGCCAUUUUUGUAAUUCACUUAUUUCCAUCUUUAAUUUUUAAACAUCAGCAAUCACACAAGAUUGUUUAUUUUUGCA
Molecule: messenger RNA, 3652 nt
Organism: Mercurialis annua (annual mercury)
Lineage: Eukaryota; Viridiplantae; Streptophyta; Magnoliopsida; Malpighiales; Euphorbiaceae
Product: phospholipase D zeta 1-like
Exons: 20
Coding region: 111-3389 (1092 amino acids)
Biological process (GO): intracellular signal transduction; phosphatidic acid biosynthetic process; phospholipid catabolic process
Cellular component (GO): plasma membrane
Molecular function (GO): D-type glycerophospholipase activity
Source: RefSeq, a predicted model, not a curated record